Messenger RNA from Amphimedon queenslandica, 2296 nucleotides. RefSeq names its product serine/threonine-protein phosphatase 6 regulatory ankyrin repeat subunit B-like. Bases 2 to 2122 code for a protein of 706 amino acids. NCBI's taxonomy places the organism in Eukaryota, Metazoa, Porifera, Demospongiae, Haplosclerida, Niphatidae. Gene Ontology annotation, molecular function: protein binding. The record is from RefSeq and is a predicted model, not a curated record. The transcript is spliced from 21 exons.
GAUGACUCCACUUCAUCAUGCUGUUGAUGGAGGGCACUGUGAACUCGUUAAAAUGCUGAUACAAGAUGAAUCUGAUUUGGAGAUCACAGAUAUUUAUGAUCGCACUCCAUUUCAUCUUGCAGUUAUAAAAAGGAAACAAGACAUAAUAUCUUAUUUUAUUGAACGUAAAGGAAAAAGUAAAACUGAUGCUAAUGAAGAAUCUUUAAAAUUUAUUGAAGCACUGCGUGACUCAAAAAAGCCUAGUCUAGUUCAUGGUAGCUUUAGAGUUGACUACAUAACUGGGGAACUUUAUACCCCAUUGCAAUAUGCAGCCAUUAAUGGGUGUUAUGAUGUUGCUGAAUUUUUUCUCAAAUUUUCACAAAAUGUGGAUACUCAGACUGAAUUUUAUGGUGAAACUGCCUUGCAUCUGGCAGCUAAAAAAGGCCACACUGAUAUUGUGAAGUUACUGAUAGAGUUUGGCAAAGCUGAUCCCAACAUACCAAACUAUUUUGGGAACUUACCAAUUGAAUCUGCAGUGUAUUAUUAUUUUCCUGAUACUGUUAAAUAUUUGAUGGAUCAUGGCACAGAAAAAUUAGAAGGAGCUGUGUGUACAGCAAUAUUAUAUGGGCAUAAAGAUUUAAUAGAACUUUUAGAUCCAGACAGAGAUUACCUGAGUGACCCCGAUAACAUAUAUAGAGCUGUAGGAAGUGGACAUUUAGAAAUAAUGUCACUUUUUAAAGACAUGGAUAAAAGUUUAGUGCCGGAAGAUUUAGACUAUUUUGGUUAUGAUGUGAUGCACUCUCCUCUGCAUUAUGCUGCAAAACUAGGACACACAGAUAUUGCUAGGAUACUUAUUGAAAGGGGAAUCUGCGAUGUCAAUGGUGCAUAUGGUAAAUCAUCAGGAGAUGACAAGUCACUAGAGGAGGAGUGGUCGGAAAAAGAUGAUAAAGAGAUUGAGGGAGACCGUAAAACUCCAUUACAUUUUGCUGUAAUGUUUGGACACUUUUCAGUUGCGAAACUGCUAUUGGAGAAUGGAGCUGAUGUCAAAGCACUAGAUGCUAGUGAACAGACUCCAUUGCAUUUAGCAAAAGAUGAGGCAUUGUACAGGUUCCUCUUGCAUUAUGAGAGAAAUGUUGAACCAGAUCCUACAAAAAAUACCAGUUUGCAUAUUGCUGUAUCACUGAAUGACAUCAAAACAGUCACUGCAUUAGUUGGGACAUCUCCUUUAUCAAAAGACUCUGCUGAGCAAACUCCAUUGCAUUAUGCAGCCAGACAAGGCUCUGUGAAAAUAAUGGAAAUAUUAAUGAGCAGGAUUUCAUUUUAUGAUGAUGUUGAUAGUGUUGGUCGUACUGCAUUACAUUAUGCUGCAGAAUCCUGUAGUUAUGAUAUUAUUGUAAUGUUGAUCAAUCAGGGAGCUAGUAAAAAUGUAGAGGAUAAAGAUGGCAGUACUCCUCUUAACAUUUCUUACAGGAAACAAGAUAUUCAAUCAUUGGAAUUUCUUCUUGCUAUUGGCUGUGUUUUUAAUUUUACUGCUCUACUUUAUGACUCUGCUGGACUGGGUGACAGGAACAGAUUUAUCGAGGCAAUUGCUGCUGGAGCUGUAGUUGAUGAUGAAUAUAUUAGUGCUUUUCAUGCUGCUGCUCAAAAUGGGCAUAAUGAAAUUGUUACGCACAUCAUUGAUACUUUCAAUGUUGACAUUAAUGCUACUAGUGGAGAGGAGAAUAUGACAGCUCUUCAUUAUGCUGCAGCAGGCAAUCAUAUAAAUGUCAUGGAGUUAUUGAUUGAUAAAGGAGCAGACAAAAACUGUAAAGACAAGUCAAAUAGAACAAUUCUGCAUUAUGCUGCCAAGGAGAACCAUCAAAGUAUUGUCAUGACUUUCAACAUAUCAACUGGAAACAAAGAUAUAGAUGGAAAAACCCCAUUGCAUGUUGCUGCUGAGCAUGGUUACUGUGAUGUUGUGAAUGCUUUGAUUGAUAAAGGAGCAGCAGUGAAUAGUCAAGACAUUUCUUUAAGCACUCCGCUGCAUUAUGCUGUUCAGAAUAAUCAUAAAGAUGCUGUCAGGGUAUUGCUUGAAGGAAAAGCCACUCCUUUUUGCAAAGACAAGGUAUUUGAUGACAAUAAUCUAAUGUUAAUGUACUGGUAGAGUGCAUGUUUGGGAUCAUUUUAUGAAUUGGAACUUUUCUCUAAUAACCGAGUAUAGUGCUCAGCUUGACAUGCUACUUACAAUGUAGCUUGUUUAGCAAAAUUAGUUUAAUUUGUAUGAACCGUGGUCCUUAGUAAAUAUGGCUAGCAAUUAAAAAAAUUUUCUGAUUCACAU